CACAUCUCUAUUGGACCAAUUAAGUACGUCAAACGUCAUGAGAACUAGGUCGUAAAAAAUGGUCGAUCUCUAAUUUUAUUUCAUUAUUAAAAUAAUAUUGUAAUUCUUCUCCAUGAAAUCAUUAUUGUUGGAGCAUAAUUGAGAGUUGUUCCAACGAUGCCAAUUUUUUGCAAAGGAUAAACUGCACAUAACCUCGGGUAGCCUAGAACGGAAGCAGACACUCACUUAUGGCAUAAUUCCACAAUGGCGGACAAUUAUAGCCUAAACUACAAUGUUAGAGAGCUGAAUUUGGGAGCAAGUUUUACAAACAAUAAAACUUCUCAAUAUCACACGAUUAAAUAUGAUUUCAAACCUGCAUCAGUAGAUGUGAACAAAAUGGCGACGGUGGAAGUUGGGACUAAUAAUCAAGUGACGGUCACUGUGCCGCAUUUAGAUGGCGCUGGAGUUCCUCAGACUGUAUUUAAAGGAAGUCAAAGGCCUUAUACUAAGGAAUGUGUGCUCAUUAUAGACAGAGUUACGGGUGAAAUGACCCUCGAGAAGCUGUCAAGUAAUAUUCAAGUGAAAAAGACGAGGCAAGAGUCGUCACUGAAACCGCGGCCGCUGACGCCUGUCACGGCGGAUUUCACGAACACGACGCAGCGCUCGUCGUCGCGGACGCGCGUCACUACCAACCGACGGGCCAAUCCUAACCCUAAUGCAGGCGCUGCUGGCACUCCACAAGCCAACAGUCAAUCUCGUUUCAAUGGAAAUCCGAUGCAGAAACCCCCUCAGAACAUGGUGAGGUCACCACCUAGAGUGAAAACGUCGCCUCCACAGGCACCGUGGUCGGGCGGUGGUAACAGUACGUUAGCGUCGUUGCCUAUGAUCGGCUUGGAUGACAGUCCUGCGCCCGCGCACAACGGGUACGCGCGGGCGCCCGAGCGGCUGGAGCGGCCCGAGCGGCCCGAGCGGCCCGAGCGGCUCGAGCGCAGCGAGCGGCCCGAGCGGCCCGCGUACGAGCGAGCGCCGCCGCCGGAACAUGUGCCCUCAGCGGCACAGCAAGAGGAUAGCUCGUCGAGUUCGUCCAGUAACAGCGACAGUGACUCCGACAGCGGUAGCGAGAGCGACGAUAACUCCGGAGCCUACCACGCGCAUACCAAUGGCAACGUAAGCAACCAGGCGUUACCCGACGUGCUCAAUGAUGAUCUCUGCCUCUCCGAGUCGGGCAGCGACUCCGACUGACCUCACGACAUACAUCUUUCUUUAUUCGGGUUUGGGUAUCGUUCUAUACUUCUAUCGCUUCUAUACUACCAAUAUAUUAACUGUGAGGACAUUCUCAACUGCAGAAAUAUAGAUCAUUUGGUAUUCUUAAUUUUAGAAAAAAUCUAUAAACAUAUAAGUGCCUGUAGAUAUGUGGAAAUGAAAAACAUCUAUAAAUAUGUUUAUGCUACGCCAUAACAAGGAUAUGUUAUGUUUAUUUUUGACAUCUAAAAAACAAAAUCAGUUUAUCUCCCAUAUUUUAAAAAUGAAUGAGAUGACUGUCAUGUUGUCUCGUUUUUUAUUAAGUCUGCGUAAUGUAAACAUAUUUAGAUUGGUACCAAUUGUCACUUGUAACUCAACUCUAGUUAAUGGGCCACUUUUGACAUUAAAUUUGUAAAAAAUACUUUAUCAGCAUCCUAGGCUCCAUGGUUCCUUCUAUUUUUAUACAAGAUUUAACAUGUUCGCAGAUACUCAAUGGUUAUAAACUUAUUAAUGGCAUGAGAUCUUCUAGUUUGGAAUCUCUUAAAAUCGGCUCAUUAAUUGGAUUCUAGACACUGAAAUUCGUAAUCACUUCUUGAAAUGUAAUAAGUCUUCUGUAGCCUUUCUAUCAUAACUAAAUUUUUUUUUUUGUUCUUUUAUUAGCUUUAAUGAAAUAUUCUAUUAUUCUUUUAUUAAAUACCCGCACAUAUUGGAUAAAAUUGAUGUUUAUCAAAUAAUAAAGAAUAUUAAAUUGAAUCAAAUAUAAAAUGUUAGGCAGAAAUAUAUAUAUUUAUAUCUAUGACUAAGUCCAUUAUUUAUUAUUUUUGAUCGAUUAAAUGGAAUAAUGAUCGAUUGGAAAUCUCGACGGUAUAUACUUUAUUGAUUAUGCUUCUGCUGAAUAUAUUGGUAAUUGUUAUGUAUAUAAAUUUUGAUUUUAUUCAAGUCAGUGCCUGUGGUAUGCCAUUUACAAUUAUACUUUCUCUUUGGAAUGUGAUAACAUUCAUAUUGUUUCAAGUUAGAAUGCGAAGAGGCCUUCUUGGAAUGAUUAAAAUGCUCAACGUAAAUGUAUAGUGAUAGUUAGUUGUGGAGGAAUAAAGUUAUGCCAAUAAAUUCUCAGUGUAUGAAAGUUUCUGUAAGGCUAGGGUUGCCAUCUGUCCAGGUUUCCCUGGAUUUAUCCACAUUUAGAGAGUUAUUGGGUGUUUUCUGGAUAUUUGUAUAGUCCAGAUUAUAAAAUUUCUUAAUUACUUUCAUGGUAAGUAUAUUUAAUUUUAUUGUAUUUUUAAGGUAAAAAUUCGCCAUCAAGUUUCCUGAUUUUUGAAAUAAGGAAAUUUGAGUUAUUCCUAAAUCUUUCGAUUUGCAAAUGGCAACCCUAUGUAUGGUGCAAGUCAUUUGUUUAUUUCAGAAUGCUCAUUUUGUUGCCUAGAAUGGUACUUAUCACAUGCACCAAGUACAAUCAGCAUAUUUAAUUCUUAGUAUGCAUUUGACGUUAAAAAGCAUACAUUAAUAUGUAUAUGUAAGGCGUCCAUUAGAUAAUAGGAUUUGCUAUCCAUUUUGUAAGUCGUAAACAUUGUUGCCAGAUCUUGUUUUAUAUUCUCCAAACUGUAUAUGUAUUUUUAUAUAUUUAUACAUAAUUAAAAAUGUGCAAUAUAAAUUGUCUAGUGUGAUUUUAUUUUUCAAUGAAAUGUUAUGUAAUUUUUGUUUUCUGUACCUACCUGAUUUUUUUAGAAUGUUUUCAAAUUAGACCUGGCAACACUGCAUGAUUGAUGGAAAUUAAUAAUGGGGAGUGAUUGUGCAAUGCGCGCCUAAAAGUUUAGAAGGAUAGCUUUCAAACGCUGUACUCUAAUCUCUUUUGGGUGUAAAGAUUUUGUGAGACUUCAAGAUGUCAAGGUCAUGUGCAUAUAAAAUAUAUACCUGAUACGUAACAUUCAAAAUCCGAAGUAGUAAACACGUGUAUCGUAUGCUUUCAUUUCGUAUAGUACUUAUAUAUCCGGCAUUUAUAUGGCCGCAUUAAUAUACUUGGUAAUUGUUGACCUACCUAAUUGUUUCUUUUAUAUUUUUUGUAACCUUUAAAAAGAUAUUAAAAAUCUUGACAAAACUUUUCAAAAGCAAUGUAAGUUUGUAGAUUAUUAGUAGAGAUUUAAAUAGAGGAAGAAAUUAAGGACUAAUUAUUAUUAAAUAGCUUAUCAAUUUUGUGCUCGACACAGCUCAGUGAAUGCGCUGACUUAUAUAUCUUGUACAUUCUGCACACUCGUUACAGAGUCUAUCUAUAUUCCUCCUUCAUAUAUCGCCAUUCCAUUUACGGACGUACUUGACAAUCUAUACCCCUUGUUCUUAUAAAAUUAAGACGAUAUAAUAAUUUUAUAACACGUGACACUUGACUCUUGCCACAUUUUAUAAUAUUAAAUAAAAAGUAACAAAUAUCACAUGUUUUUUUUUGACAUUAUUUUGUUCACGAUUUUAAGUAAGAUAUUUACUUACGAUUAUGCCUUAGUGACAUAUUGUAAUAAUAAUAACGUGCCUCAAACUCAAUAAAACAGAGUUGUCUUUAUUUUAUGCAAAUGUUUUUAAUAAAUAAUAGUUAAGCGUGUACCGUUUGUUUUAUAUUUUUAUGGCAACCAUACAUAUGUUUAAUUAUUACUUAUGAAGAUUUAAAUAAAUUUGUAUAGUAAGAAACAUAAA
Molecule: messenger RNA, 3897 nt
Organism: Galleria mellonella (greater wax moth)
Lineage: Eukaryota; Metazoa; Arthropoda; Insecta; Lepidoptera; Pyralidae
Gene: Eaf
Product: ell-associated factor Eaf
Exons: 9
Coding region: 244-1221 (325 amino acids)
Biological process (GO): positive regulation of DNA-templated transcription; regulation of transcription elongation by RNA polymerase II
Cellular component (GO): super elongation complex
Molecular function (GO): transcription elongation factor activity
Source: RefSeq, a predicted model, not a curated record